Molecule: messenger RNA, 810 nt
Organism: Talaromyces proteolyticus
Lineage: Eukaryota; Fungi; Ascomycota; Eurotiomycetes; Eurotiales; Trichocomaceae
Product: CTLH/CRA C-terminal to lish motif domain-containing protein
Exons: 4
Coding region: 1-810 (269 amino acids)
Biological process (GO): proteasome-mediated ubiquitin-dependent protein catabolic process
Cellular component (GO): nucleus; cytoplasm
Molecular function (GO): protein binding
Source: RefSeq, a predicted model, not a curated record
AUGGCCUCUACCAAUGUGAUGUCUCCUACAUCCUCCUCCACAACGCCAACAUGGCACCAGUUUGAACGAAGGGUCGACGAGGUGAAAGCAUCGAAAGCUGAUAUCAAUUGCUUGGUCAUGGACUACCUCGUCACCAACGGUUAUCCGGCAGCGGCAAAGAGAUUCGCCGUCGAGGCUAAUAUUCAGCCGAAGGCCGAUAUUGGGUCCAUCGAGGAACGCGUAGAGAUCCGCAGUGCUAUUCACUCGGGCGAUAUCCAAACCGCUAUUGAGAAGAUCAACGAACUAAACCCCCAGAUAUUAGAUGAAGACCCGUCUCUUCACUUCUCCCUGCUCAGGUUACAACUUGUUGAACUGAUCCGUAAAUGUACAUCUACUCCUAACGGAGAUAUUACUCCCGCGCUGGACUUUGCCACAUCUCGGCUUGCACCGCGAGCGCCUACCAAUCCUCAAUUUCUUGAAGAUUUAGAGCGAACCUUAGCCCUUCUCAUCUUUCCGGCGGAGAACUUGACUGUUCCGUUGGCCAAUCUUCUUCAUCCCGACUUACGCAAAGAUAUUGCCACAAGGGUCAAUGAAGCCAUUCUAGAAAGCCAGGGAGCUCGUAAAGAGGCCCGGCUGCGCAAUUUGGUAAAACUACGCGCUUGGGCGGAGCAAAAGGCCCGAGACACUAAGCAGGCAAUUCCCGAUCAUCUUGAUAUCGGACUGCACAGUGAUAAGUCGACAGCCAAUGCUCAACACCGCCCCAGUCAAAACGGCAGUUCAGAUGAUGCCGUCAUGGCCAACGAUGGAUCCAUCGACCCCAUGAUUGCGUAA